AUUUAAAAAGUUUUUCAAUUGCAGGUAACAACUUAUUCGAAUUGUCAAACAUUCUCAUAUUUAAUUAUUUACAGUUUUUAAAUAUUUUAAGAACGUGUCAAACUAAUCCAAGCUUUUUUAGGUAUGUAUCUGCAUGUGAGGCUUCUUGGCGAAUUUUUGCUUUCCCGAUUUGUUAUCGUACUACAGCCGUAGAAAAACUCCCGUUUCAUCUUCCAGAACAAGAAUUGGCUAUUUACAACAAGGAUGAUCCAAUAGAAGAUGUUUUGCACCGUACAACAAAUAGAGCUUCUAAAUUUUUGGGCUGGAUGGAAUGCAACAAGAUUUAUCCCCAGGCCAAAGAACUCACGUAUGCUGAGAUUCCAUCUAAAUUUGUGUGGAAUAGCAGAGAAAAACUUUGGAAGCCAAGGUCAGAGAAACGGAAAAGUUUUGCAAUAGGCAGAAUUACGUAUGUACCGCCUUGUAUAGGGCAAGCCUAUUACUUGCGAGUUUUGCUUCAUAAAAUUCCAGGACCAACAAGCUUUGACUAUUUAAAAACAGUCAAUGGUGUACUUUAUAAGGAUUUCCAAGAAGCUUGCUAUGCAUUGGAAUUACUGGAUGACGAUAAGGAGUACAUUGCAGCUAUAAAUGAAGCAGGUGAAUGGUGUUUUGGGGAAUUUUAAGGAAGUUAUUUGCGAUCCUACUGCAUACAAAGAGUUUAACUGUUCCUCUUGAAGUUUUGAAUAAAAUGAAAGACAUCUUGUGUGAGGAUAUUUUGUUUAAAGAGAGGAGAAACAAGAACGAUCCAGGUACUUCAUAAACUUAUUUUAUUUCAUGAAAAUAUUUCAUUUUUUGAAAGAAAACAUUAUGAUAAAGUGUUUUAAAUUUACUAUGGUAGGUCUAAUGUUGUCACGGACUCAGAUAGAAAAUAUAUGUUUAACUGAAAUAGAACUUAUGUUAUGAUCGAAUGGGACGUCUCUUACGGCCUUCGAGAAAAUGCCUAAACCAUAUGAUAGUAUAAUGAACACAAGAGUAAAUAGGCUUAUCGUAGAUGAGAGAAUAUAUAAGCCUCAUAAACAACAGGAAUUGUACGAUAAGUUGUUACCUAUGCUAACUGGUGAGAAGAGACGUGUUUAUGAAGAAAUUAUUCACUCUGUGAAUCACAACAAAGGUGGUAUGUUUUUGUCCAUGGUUUUGGUGGUGCUGGAAAAACUUUUAUGUGGACUAUUUUUGGUGCUGAUAUAAGGUCUAAAGGUAAUAUUGUUCUUAAUGUUGCUUCAAGUGGUAUAGUUGUUUUGCUUUUGGAAGUUGGUAGAACGGCUCAUUCAAGAUUUGGUAUUCCAAUCAAUCUUAAUGAAUAUUCUGUGUGUUCGAUAGAUGCCGAAUCUGAUCUUGCUAAUUUAAUUAGAGAAGCAAAGCUCAUAAUAUGGGACGAGGCUCCAAUGAUGAACAAGCUUUGUUACAAAACUUUAGAUAGGAGUUUGCGAGAUAUCGUGAGGUGUGACCAGAUUUUUGGAGGUAAAGUUGUUGUGUUAGGAGGUGAUUUUAGACAGAUUUUACUAGUUAUUACGGAAGGAGGAAGGGUAGCGACAGUUUUAGCAUCUAUCAACUCAUCUGUUCUUUGGAAUAGUUGUAAAGUUCUUAAACUUACCGAAAAUUUGAGACUUCGCAAGGCAUGUAAUAGUAUGGAUGCGGGUGCUCUUGCUACUUUUUCUAAGUGGCUUCUUAAUAUCGGGGAUGGCAAAAUUAACGAGUCGGAUAGUGGGGAUGUGGAGAUAGAAAUUCCGGAUGAUUUAUUAAUUAAUACAAGUGGAAAUCCUAUUGAAGCAAUAGUUAAAGAUAUCUACGGAGAACAUUUUACAAGGAGGACUGAUCCAAAAUUCUUUAGUGAAAGAGCUAUUCUAAGUCCAAAAAAUGACGAUGUUGAUAAGAUAAAUCAGUUUAUGCUUACUAAGCUUCCAGGUAUGCAAAUUAAAUAGGAUAUGGAAAUUCUCUUUUUUUUUUUAAAUUCUAAUAUUAAAAACAUAUAAAAAA
Messenger RNA from Camelina sativa (false flax), 2010 nucleotides. Lineage: Eukaryota; Viridiplantae; Streptophyta; Magnoliopsida; Brassicales; Brassicaceae. The record is from RefSeq and is a predicted model, not a curated record.